Gavialis gangeticus (Gharial) is the source of this 5417-nucleotide messenger RNA. It is a transcript of the gene PAK3, whose product is annotated as p21 (RAC1) activated kinase 3. The coding region runs from base 212 to 1843 and encodes 543 amino acids. The transcript is spliced from 16 exons. Gene Ontology annotation, biological process: intracellular signal transduction; regulation of actin cytoskeleton organization; regulation of MAPK cascade. The record is from RefSeq and is a predicted model, not a curated record. NCBI's taxonomy places the organism in Eukaryota, Metazoa, Chordata, Crocodylia, Gavialidae. Gene Ontology annotation, molecular function: protein serine/threonine kinase activity; ATP binding. Gene Ontology annotation, cellular component: cytoplasm.
GGGCUAGGGAACAGCAAGGAGGCAGUGAAGCAUCCAAGCUACUAAUGUUAGGAUUGGAGGUCAGAAGCUGUUCUACAGGGAGAAUGGGAAGCCUGCAGAUGGACUAAGCCAGAAGGGGGUUUGCUUUUGAUGACAAUACUAGACCUUGAAGGUGGACAAUCGGGUGCAGUAUGACAGGACAAACUGCAGGAGGCUGUGAGGGCUGCUGAAGAUGUCCGAUAGUCUGGAUAUUGAAGAGAAACCUCCAGCCCCUCCGUUGAGAAUGAACAGCAACAAUCGUGAUUCUUCAGCACUGAACCACAGCUCCAAACCGCUCCCCAUGGCCCCAGAGGAGAAAAACAAGAAGGCCAGGCUGCGCUCCAUCUUCCCAGGAGGAGGGGAUAAAACCAAUAAGAAGAAAGAGAAAGAGCGUCCUGAGAUCUCUCUUCCUUCAGACUUUGAACAUACGAUUCAUGUGGGGUUUGAUGCCGUCACUGGAGAAUUCACUGGAAUCCCAGAGCAGUGGGCCAGGCUACUACAGACCUCCAACAUAACCAAACUAGAGCAGAAGAAGAACCCACAAGCUGUUCUAGAUGUCCUCAAAUUUUAUGAUUCCAAAGAGACAGUUAACAACCAGAAAUAUAUGAGCUUUACUUCAGGAGAUAAGAGCGCCCAUGGAUACAUAGCAGCCCAUCCUUCGAGCACAAAAACUGCAUCAGAACCUCCAUUAGCCCCUCCAGUUUCAGAAGAAGAAGAUGAAGAAGAUGAAGAGGAGGAAGAUGAUAAUGAGCCUCCACCUGUUAUUGCACCACGGCCUGAGCAUACAAAAUCAAUUUACACGCGCUCUGUAAUUGAACCUGUCGCUGCACCAGUACCAGCUAAAGAAGCUACCACCCCCCAGCCUGAGAACUCAAACACAAACACAUUGUACAGGAACACGGACCGGCAAAGAAAAAAAUCUAAGAUGACAGAUGAGGAGAUCCUAGAGAAAUUGAGAAGUAUUGUCAGUGUUGGAGACCCUAAGAAGAAAUAUACACGAUUUGAAAAAAUUGGUCAGGGGGCAUCGGGUACAGUUUAUACAGCAAUAGACAUUGCUACAGGGCAGGAGGUGGCCAUCAAACAGAUGAAUCUCCAACAGCAGCCCAAAAAGGAACUAAUUAUUAAUGAAAUCCUGGUCAUGAGGGAAAAUAAGAACCCCAACAUUGUUAAUUAUUUAGACAGCUACCUAGUAGGUGAUGAACUCUGGGUCGUUAUGGAGUACUUGGCAGGAGGCUCUUUAACUGACGUUGUUACAGAGACCUGUAUGGACGAAGGACAAAUAGCAGCUGUCUGUAGGGAGUGCCUGCAAGCAUUGGAUUUCUUGCAUUCAAACCAAGUGAUCCAUAGAGACAUCAAGAGUGACAACAUUCUUCUCGGGAUGGAUGGAUCUGUCAAAUUGACUGAUUUUGGGUUCUGUGCUCAGAUCACGCCUGAGCAGAGUAAACGGAGCACAAUGGUGGGGACUCCUUACUGGAUGGCACCGGAAGUGGUGACGAGAAAAGCAUACGGCCCCAAAGUGGACAUCUGGUCAUUAGGGAUCAUGGCAAUAGAAAUGGUGGAAGGAGAACCUCCGUACCUUAAUGAAAAUCCUCUCAGGGCAUUAUAUCUGAUAGCUACCAAUGGCACUCCAGAACUGCAGAAUCCCGAGAGACUCUCUGCUGUGUUCCGAGACUUUCUGAACCGCUGUCUUGAGAUGGAUGUAGACAGGAGAGGAUCUGCCAAGGAGCUUUUGCAGCAUCCAUUUUUAAAACUAGCCAAGCCUCUCUCCAGCCUGACUCCUCUGAUUAUUGCAGCAAAGGAAGCGAUUAAGAACAGCAGCCGCUAGCACUGAGGGCUGGCUUCACCCCACACCAGCUCUCUCCAGAGCAGGACUGAACAAAAACUCUGUAAAACCUCAACUCUUGUGCUGCAGGACAGGUGGGUAGAAGGACAAACCGUCACAGUCAUGAUGGGGGCCAGCGGUUCUCUGGUUCCCCAAGGAAUAGAAACCUAUCACGUGUCUUCUUCCUGCUCUCUGGUUCCUUAAUAUAUUUCUAAGAUGAAACAGGACCCAAGACAGAACGGAAAGGUAAUGGCUUUGCUAUCUAAGCUAUUUCCAAGGUAAAACAACUUGGUAGCAAGACCCCCAGUGAACAUUUUAUGCUUUACUUUUAAACAAUUGGUUGUUUCUUAAAGAUGCACAAUCCCAUUUUUGGGAUUUGGGGUUUUUUGGGUGUUUUUUGUUUUGUUUUUUGUUUUGCUAUGGCUUGGAAUUGCAGCGGAGUCCUGCAUUCAGCUCCUUCAGAUGGUAUCAUCUUUUGAACACAGCCUGCUCUCUAGCAUUUGCCCAUUCACGGUACCAUUAGAUAAGGAAGAGAGUGAAAUUGUAUUUCCAAUCCAAAAAUAUAUCAAGAGCAGAGCAGAUGAAGCAUCCUUUGGAGAUGCAUACUUUUAGCCAUGAAUAUCUAGUGUUUGGGUCCCUGGCAGCUUGAUUCGUAUAAUUAAUUGUACUAUUUUUGCCUUUGUGGGAUUUUUUUAAAAACAAGAAAAGCAAGAUCAGCAAGUUUGCUCAUAAAGUGCUUGUCCAAUAGCACACUAUCAUCAAAAUGUCAAGUGACAAUGGGUCCAGUCUAGCUAGGUGCCGAGUCUCUUUUCUCACAUGCUGAGCACCCAGAGCUCCCACAGAAAACUAAGUGAAGAGCACUAUCGCUGAAGGGAGCUGAGGAGGCUCAACCAAUUUGCAGUCAUCACUCAACACUGUGGGAUUGGACUGUAAGAACUACAAGACAACAGGCUAAGAUCUGCCAUCAGUUGUAUCCAGGCCCUGGCAAUCCUGUGGAAAUGAAUUAUUACCCUACCUAGGUUUGCAUUGGUGUAGGGGAGGGGCAGUCUUAGCUCAGUGAUAUUUUUAGUUCUGUAAACUGAGUUUGCCUGUCCUCAUGUCCACAUUGUGUCUGCUGAAGAAGGGUGUGUAGCAUCUCUAACAUUGCCAAUAAAUUUGAGGGAUCCAUUCCUAUGAACUCCUACCCAGGCAAGCAAUCUAGACGUGAGCAAUCCCACUGAAAUCAUGAGGACUACUUACGUGAGUAAGGGCUUGCAGGAUUUAGUUCUGCAUGAGUGAGUAUAGCAGAAGCCGGAAGAGGAAAGGCAUCUAAAAAAAAGGCUUUGCAUAGUGCCAGGGCAAAGGCAAAUGUAGGAAGAAAAAUGCAGACUGGACUAUAUAAAUAUUCUUACAGCCAUAAACUGGGUCUGCUUUCAACUGUCCUCAGUGCACACACCAAACACCCCAUAAUGCAAGUGUGCACUUGUCGAGGGGAGACUAACUCCUGGAAAUGACUGAGGAUUGUGCUGACUACUACAUUUAUCUGUAAAGGAACAAAAUGGAUUAAUUAAGCAAUUUGUAUUUUAUUUUUACUCACAAGUGGCAAAUUUGAGUAGUUUUCACUCAGCAAAGGAGUUUAUAUGGAUUUUUGCUGCUGUAUUUUAGUAAGAUGAUUAAGCCAAAAUCCAAGCCCUUUGAAACAGCCCUUGGAUCCUGGCUGUGGGUAGCAGAGAUUUUGUCACUGUUAGCAGAGCCUUCUAAUGCAGAUCAAGGCAAUUUUCCCACUGGGCGUGUCCACACGUGCAUUUAUGCUGGCUUAAAUGUACUGCACAGUAAAUUACUGCGCAGUAAAUGGGAAUGGGCCGGGGUCUACAUGUGCUGGGAUUAAAGCAAAUUAAUGCUGUGUGUGGAUUGAGUUGGGACUAAAGUCAGUUCCAAGUCAGUCUACACACACAGUGUUACUGCACAGUAAGGGAUCUACACGUGUGUUACUGUACAGUAACUAAUUGGGCAUAAAUUUGAUACCUGCAUCAUGCAGGCAUCAGAUUUAUGCCCAAAUUGGCAUAAGUCGCCAUAGUUACUGUGCAGUAUGGGCAUGCAUGUGUAGAUAUGUGCCUGUACUGCGCAGUUAUAUUAGGUUACUGCGCAAUAAAUGUGCACAUGUAGACGUACCCAUUGAGGGCCUGAUGCUGCAAGGUGCUGAGUGUCCUUGCAAGGUGCUAGAUGUCUUUAACUCAUGCUCUAGUUAGAAGGAGUUUAUGGUGCUCAGCCCUUUCCUGGAUUAGGUCUUUAGCCCUUGUUUGGUUUGGGGUUUUAGUCCAGGUUUCCUAUUCUGUUCAGGUCUUCAUGUUGUGACUCUUCUUUAGUAUUGCCUACUGGCCAGUCCUCACUGUUUGACUGUUUUCUUUGAAGCUUGACUGAGGUGGCAUUAAUUAGUUUAUCAUAGUCAAGUGUUAAUUAACCUUUUCUGAAUCACCUGGGGAGCAGAAGAAGUUUAUUUAUUGACACCCAAACAAGAAAAGGUUCUUCCCCUCUUGUGAGGUGGUAGUUUUUUUUUCCUUGUCAACCCAAGCUAGAUAUCCAGGCAAUGCGAGUUAAGGCUUGAAAAUCCAGUGGUUCAAGCACAGGAAGGCCCAUCUUUGUUGUGUAAUGAGUCAGUGAAUGAAUGAAAUGCAUUUGACUUUUACACAAGUAGUAAAGAAGCGACAGUUUCUAUUUCCAGUGUAACUUUUACUUUCCUUAGCCACAAAGGUGCAUACAUCUGUCCCUUAAUAAAAUCAGUUUUUCCAGAGAGUCUCUGCCAGGCACAGAAUACAAAACCUUACGUUUGAGAGAUUAUGCUAUUUGAUUUACUGUUUUUCCAUAUUUGUUUUCUUCAGCUUUAAAGAUGUUGGCAUCUUCCCCAACCCUGUCCUUCAAAGCAACCCCAAAAAGAUAAGAGAUGAUUUUUUUUUUUAAGUGGUAGCUUCAUUUCUUCAGAGCAGUGCACACUCCAGUCUAGGAAAUAUUUGGCUCUAGCUUUUUAAAUGCAGCUGUUUUCAUAAGAGGCCUUAAUUUUUAUUUUCUUUUUAAAAAGUGUUUAUUUUAUUUUGCAGCAGCAAAUCCAGAGAUUUUACGCAAAAAAAAAUAAUUCCUAGGAUACUGACAAGAUACUGUUGAAAUCCAGGUCCUGCCAGUGACUCUAUCCAACAUGCAAGCCCCGCUUGAGUUCUUUGUAACAGGGACCAAUUAGUUUACACGCCUGCUAACGGGACUGGUAGCAUCCCUAAAGCCCUUUGCUUUGGGAUAUUCUGCAACACUAAAUGCUGCGCGUCACCAGAUGCAGAAAGAUGGCAGCUGCUCUUACAGUUUCCUGAACUAGGAGGCCAACUUCCAAGUGGAAUACUAAUGUGGAAAGCAGUCUGGAGAGGGACAAACCUUGUACAUGACUUACAGGCUCAAGUAACAGCACAUUAGGAUAGGCAUUGCCCUUGCAGAAAGAAAAAGAAGCAAACAAAUCCAAUAAAUCUCUGGUACCAUCUUGAUUGCUGAGAGGCAUCUCUUAUAUAUUUUUAAGAAGUAUUAGAGAGACCUGCUGCCAAAAGCAUAUAUAUAGAUA